AUGGCCGAAGCCAACACCACCCCCUCGGCGCCUGCCCCAGAAGCUGGUGAGGCGUCUGCUGAGCGCGCUCCUGCAGAGGUUCAAGCUGGCCCUCAAGAGUCGGCGACUGAGCCCAGCAAGGAGAACGCAGAGAACGAGGCCAAUGGCGCGGAUGAAAAGCCUGCUGAAAGCACAACCGCGCAGGAGGACAAGAAGGAAUCGUCCGACGCCGCUGCUGAAAAGCCUAACACAUCUACCGAAUCUGCCGAUGCGAAAAAAUCCGACGAGGGUCCUGCUGCACCGGAGCCCAACGGAACACCAAAGUCCACCAAGAAGUCAUCCGCUAAGCGCAAGUCGACGGGCGGGGAUACCAAAUCCAAACUGAGCCGCAAGAAGUCUAUGACUCGCAUCCCACAGCUUGAUGCCAAACCUGGCGAUUACUACCUUGCGCGUCUUCGCAGCUUCGCCCCGUGGCCCGCAAUCGUCUGCGAUGAAGAGAUCCUUCCUCAGACCCUCCUGGACUCGCGUCCUGUGACAGCCCAGCGUGAAGACGGAACCUACCGAGAAGAUUACGCCGACGGUGGCAAGCGCGCCGCUGAGAGAACUUUCCCUGUUAUGUUCCUUCACACCAAUGAAUUCGCCUGGAUUCCUAGCACUGACCUCACACCCCUUGAUCCUGCUACCUGCAAGGAUGUAUCGGAGAAGGGCAAAUCGAAGUCACUGGUGGCCGCUUACGGUGUUGCUGCGGAGGGUCAUGAUCUCGCAUACUACAAAGAAAUGCUCGCAGACCACCAACGCGCGAUUCAACAGGAAGAGGAGGAGCGAGAAGCUGCCGCUGCUUCCAAGGCCGCCGCUAAGGCUGAAAGGGACGCGAAGAAGAACAAGCGGAAGAGCAUGGAUAUUCACGAUGAUGUUGAUGCGGAAGACGAGGGUGGUAAGCCGGCAAAGAGCUCUAAGAAGAGGAAGAAGGAUGCUGAAGCCGAGAGCGAGAAGCCUUCUAAGACACCCAAGACGGGAACUAAGCUGAAGCUUACAACCCCGAAGGCCCCAACUGAGGAAAGUGGAAAGAAAGCCGCUGGGUCCAGCAAGGCUAAGCAGAGUGCUAGCAAGAAAGGGAAGAAAGCUGCAGCUGGCGAUGGGAGCGACGAGUCGCGCCCCGUGUCCAAGGAUCCUGAGCCCCAGGUUAACCUGGAGGAAGCUAAGAAGAAGAGAGAGAGAGAAGUACUAUUUGUCCGCCACCGCCUGCAGAAGGGGUUCAUUUCCCGCGAUCACCCUCCCAAGGAAGAAGAAAUGUCGCAAAUGUCGACCUAUUUCAACAAGCUAGAGAAGCUCGGUGACCUAGAAGUCUCGAUCAUCCGCGAAACUAAGAUUCACAAGGUCCUUAGAAUGAUUCUCAAACUGCCAAACAUCCCACGUGACGAGGAGUUUAACUUCCGGAAGCGUGCUCUAGACGUUCUCUCCAAGUGGAAGAAUGUUCUGGACAGUGAUCGCGGAACACCCAGUCAGGAGAAGGAGAAGGACGAGAAGCCCAAGGCCAACGGUGUUGGCAAGGAAAAGGAGGGCACUGAAACCCCAAGUAAGACCGAGAAGGAGGACGACACUAAACUCGACUCCCCAGAACAGGAUACCCCCAUGCCUGACGCGGAUGAGAAGAAGACCGAGGACACACCGGCACCUGCAAAGAGUGACGCCGAUAAGGCAGCACCUGAGCCUGCAGAGAAAGAGGAUGAGAAGGAGAAACCAGCGGGGGAGGCAGCAGAGGAAAAGACUGCCGAGGCUGCGGCGUGA
Aspergillus versicolor CBS 583.65 is the source of this 1767-nucleotide messenger RNA. RefSeq names its product PWWP domain protein. Gene Ontology annotation, biological process: anterograde axonal transport. The transcript has 5 exons. The coding region runs from base 1 to 1767 and encodes 588 amino acids. The record is from RefSeq and is a predicted model, not a curated record. Gene Ontology annotation, cellular component: mitochondrion. Lineage: Eukaryota; Fungi; Ascomycota; Eurotiomycetes; Eurotiales; Aspergillaceae.